CCCAUUCAUGCGCUAUUAUUGUCUCCGUGUUCGACGUGUUCUGCUUCACAAAGGCAACUUGUCAGACCAAGUUGCUUCACGCAAGUAAACAUUUUAAGCAAAUUAUACAAUUUAUCGUUACUAAAAAAUGAGCCACCUGUCACCCGCAACUGCCGAAACCACCUACAGUAGUGAGUACAAGACUGGAACGUUUCUGCCACCCAUAAAACACCACCAGUUGCUGUCACUGACUCUGAAAAACAUACCGAAACUGAAACCACGCAAGUUUCCGAUAGAGCCUGUCGGACCACAUCGUCUAUUGGAAAAAGAAAUUGGCUGUUCGCCGGGACUUGGGUUAGGCAAUCACACCAAUUUGCCCACGAUAAAGUACCUGGAUCCUAAGCCGAUAGUACGCACACUGCCACCACAAGAACUGAUCAACGAAAUACCGCCAAAAGUACCAAACAAGUACCCCGACUUGAGCCUUGAAAACUUAACUGAGAAACCAGCGAAAGAAGUUAUUGGCGCAUUGAGUCAUAAUUUCGAAUGGACGACGGCGGCACAGUUAUUAAUGAAGGACGUUACCAUGGAGGCAACUAAGAUUCCACCAUCCAAAACAACAGUAGAGUGUAAUGCUGACGUUAUCAAAUAUCGACCAAUGAGAUAUGAACCUGCAUCUGAAUCGUGGCAAAGAGUGGCACCUGUCUGGGACAAAAUUCAGUUAAGACAUGGAACCAUGGGUCAAGAAAUUCUAAGCAGAAAACCUGACAAAAUGACCUCGCACGUGACUAAGAUCAUAGACGUUAACCAUGGAAUCAUAAAUUUGGUGAAAGAUGGGAAUUUGUCAUCUUACUAUGUUCGUCCAUGCCCGAGAUAUGCAGGAUUUCUACCACGUUCGCCCGUGGAGGCGACAAUAGAGCAAAACAAAGUAGAUCUAAGGACCAGCAGUUCUCAGCGUCUAAGUUAUUGCGCACUGCCUCGAGAAGCCUAUAUGACAGAGAAGAAAUUUGCACACAAAGGACCAUUGUCUCGUACAGUCACGCUCACGUGUCCAUUCAAUCCGUUCAACAAAGUGGAAGGAAGGAAAUCAUACCAUAACGAAAUUGAAAGAACCUGGUGAUGAGAAAUUCAUUUAUAAUAGACACAAACAAUUUAAACAAAAUAUUGUGAAUGUAAUGGUUAUGUUCAUAUAGUUUAUGGAAUUAAAAGACAUGUUUCAGAUAUAAUAU
Molecule: messenger RNA, 1208 nt
Organism: Saccoglossus kowalevskii
Lineage: Eukaryota; Metazoa; Hemichordata; Enteropneusta; Harrimaniidae
Source: RefSeq, a predicted model, not a curated record